AUGCCCGCUGCGUGUGGAUGGGCAUACAACGAUGGGCUCCGCAGACAGGAGUAUGAGAGUCCCUGCUCAGGAAGAAAUGGGUGCCCCGCAAAAUGGGAUGACCCGCCACCGCCCCGUCAUCAAGCUCUGAGCAAGAUCUCGGCUCUCGAGAACCGGAUCAAGGAGCUGCAUCACCGGAAGAAGGAGAUGAACAUCGAGAUGGACUUGGAAGGGGCCUUGCUGGAAGGAGAGCUGAAGGGAGAGAGAGAGGAGCUGCGGCAGGAGGAGGAGCGGCUGCUGGAACUGCAGAGGCGGCUGGUGGAGACGGAGCGCAGGUGCCAAGCGGAGCGAGAGAAGGAGAAGGCGCGGCUGCAGGAGGAACGCCACAAGGUCGAGGAGUUGCAGCGGCAGCACGCCGAGUCGCAGACGCAUCUCGACAACCAGCCCGAAUCCAUGCGGGAGCGGAUGCAGAGCCAGCUUCAGGAGACGUCUGAGAUGCUAGAUGGAGCCCUGAGGAGCUACGAGGACCUGGAGUUCCAGCAGUUGGAGAGGGAGAGCCGUUUGGAGGAGGAGAAAGAAGCUGCCUGUCAGGCCUUGGCCCAGGAGAUCACCCAGCUUCAGAACAGCAUUAAUCAGAGGAAGAGGAAGGUGCAGAGGCUGGAAGGGCAGGCCCGUUUGACUCGGGAGCAGAUGGUGGGGGAGAGCCAGCGCUUUGCACAGGAGAAGGGAGAGGCCGUCAGGAGUCUCAACGCGGAGAAAAACCGUCUCAUGGACAUGGGCCAGGAGUACUCGGAAGAGAGUGGGGGGGACUCUCCGGAUGGCCAGCAAUCCCUCACCCAGGGCUCAAUUGGACUGCAGAGAACCGGAAGCCUGCCCCGGAGGCGUGGGGAUCGCCUGGCCACCAGGACGGCACAGCGCCCCCUCUCAGUCCACGGUGCCCUGGACCCCAGCGUACUGGCAGUGCAGCUCUCUGGAGGGGGCAACGGGUCCUACCUGGGUGGCACAGGCCUGCAGUACUCACGUCUCAACAACCCCCUCUUCCAGCUGUUGGGUGGCCAAGGAGCCGUGGGCCAGCUGGGAGGGACCACUCAAGGAGCUUACAGCCUGGGGAAUUGCGUCACCACGCUGGCCGAGAUGGAGCGGAAGGUGCGGGAAGCCAUGGCGGAGAGGGAACGGCUGCUGCAGGAGAGGGAGGCCAAGAGAGCGGCUGAAGAGGCCAGGCGCAUGGAGCUGCCCCUGUCGACCAAGGUAAGGCGGCUUGCAGGCUGUGUCUGCAGUCAGGAUCGGACUCGGCGGUUGCUUUGCAUUCAUCCUUUUGAACGGGGGAGUCUGAGAGCAGGGUUAGCUUUGCCAGAACUUUCUGUGUGUAGGGGAGGGAAGAGCUGCCAAGGUUUACCUCCGUUUACGUGUUUAGAAAGAAAGGAAUCAACCCCCGAGCACGCACAGAUUGCGUUUCCC
Molecule: messenger RNA, 1437 nt
Organism: Gekko japonicus
Lineage: Eukaryota; Metazoa; Chordata; Lepidosauria; Squamata; Gekkonidae
Gene: PHLDB3
Product: pleckstrin homology-like domain, family B, member 3
Exons: 11
Source: RefSeq, a predicted model, not a curated record